Mus musculus (house mouse) is the source of this 4720-nucleotide messenger RNA. RefSeq names its product centromere protein Q (gene Cenpq). Gene Ontology annotation, cellular component: inner kinetochore; nucleus; nucleoplasm. The transcript is spliced from 7 exons. NCBI's taxonomy places the organism in Eukaryota, Metazoa, Chordata, Mammalia, Rodentia, Muridae. Bases 2395 to 2913 code for a protein of 172 amino acids. Gene Ontology annotation, biological process: metaphase chromosome alignment; positive regulation of protein localization to kinetochore. The record is from RefSeq and is a predicted model, not a curated record.
UUUUUGUUGUUUUUUGUUGGUUUUUUGUUUGUUUGUUUUGUUUUUCGAGACAGGGUUUCUCUGUGUAGCCCUGGCUGUCCUAGAACUCACUCUGUAGACCAGGCUGGCCUCGAACUCAGAAAUUUGCCUGCCUCUGCCUCCCAAGUACUGGGAUUAAAGGUGUGCGCCACCAUGCCUGACUUUUUUUUUUUUUUACAUUUUUUUUGAGGGGCUGGGUUACAUUAUGUGGUAGAUUGGAACUUAAUAUUUCAAUUAAUUUGCAUUCAAAACCCAUUUAUAGAUUAUCUAGCUUAUAGUAGACUUUAUAUUGGUGUAUGGAGAAAAUACAGUAUAAGACAAGCAGGCAACCAAAGUAUCUAUGAUCUGGUCUCUGUAGCUGUCAAACUUAUUUCUGUCUUGGCCAAUUUUACAUUUUCAUGUACUAGAAAUCCUAGAAAAUCAUAGUUCACUGCACUUGCCAUUUACCCACACAGAAAGCAGCAAACUGCCUCAAUUACUUGAUACUUAAGUAUCACACAACCUCAACAUGUAGAGCCUUAAGAUUUUGUAAAAAAGAAAAAAAGAAAAUCAGAUACAGAUUUCUUUAAUACAGCUGCCUAGCCAGGUGCUUUACACAGCAUUGGACAGUGGGAGUUUAAAACUCUAUUUUUCAUAUAAUUUCUGACCUAUCAACUUAGUGAAGCCUUGAUGACUAUUGAAUACUUAUUAUGGAUCACCAAACAAGCCGCAUAAGCCACUCAUCGCAAUACUGUUCUAAUUACUUUACAAUGUAAACUUUCAAAACAGGAAACGUCUCAGAUAUGCUAGCCCCUUAAACUGGGUAACAUCCAUUCUGGGAAGGCUUCUAUUGUGAGAGAUAGAAUAGGAAUUCUCUGCUGUUUAUUUGCAUUAGAGAAUCUGAAACAUAAACAUCCACAGUUAGAAUACGUGUGUUACAAUAUAAACAAACGAAUGAAUUGAAUGGAACUACUAUAUUCCAUAUUGAAACUUACUGGAGUAUUCAUUUAUGACAGCACAGAAAAGAAAAAGGAAGCCUUUAUUGGACAUAAAUUACAUGAUGUAUUAUGUCUGUGGAAACUAGCACUCUGUGCAAUUACUGUUGUUGUGAGCUUUCUCUAAAUAUUUUGUAAUUAAUUUGAAAGUUAUAGUAACACCUCAGAAGAGCUAGCCCCUCACACUGUUCAAUAUACAUAGGUGGUGACUAUACAAGGCAAGAAAAUUAACAGCAUAAAGGAACUGUUAGCCCAAAGCAACUGUUCUCAACCUGUGGGUCAUAACUCCUUGGCAAACCUCCAUCUUCAAAAAUAUUCAAUUUACGAUUCAUAAAAGUGUCAAAAUUACAGUUACAAUGUAGCAACAAAAAUAAUUUUAUGGUUGGGGGUCACCACUGUACUGAAGGGUCUUGGCAUUAAGAGGGUUGAGAACGACUGGCCUAAAAAAUAACUAAGCACAAAACUAUGUUGGAAGAAAAUCAGCAGGCGGUUGAAAAUUACACGCAUGUGUCACGCUCUCAAUGGCAAAACGGAGAAGUUAGGCUAUGUGUUUUGUUUUGUUUUUUAAAUCAGGUUAGACGCGCCUUUCCUUUUCAUCUUUUCCUUCUGUCACCUAACUUUCUGUCUUACUACCUCUAGCAAAAACACCCUAGAAACCACAUGAGCUUGUGAACCUCUAACAAGUAACCUCUGCUCUGCGCGUGCGUGGGAAACCAGGGACGCACAGCGACAAGACUAGCACGCUGUUGAAAGGCAUUUUGCAGCGGUGACCUCCGAAUUCCACCAGCCUGGCGGGAAAUGAGAACCCAGUCAGUCACCAUCUAUAUUUCAGGAGCAAGCAGGGGCGGCUUCCUAUCACAGAAAAUCCGUGAAGAAGAAGGAAAGGACAGCAAGAUAGAUAGGUGGAGCAGAUGAAGCCAAUAAGAGAAGAAUCCUGCAAGCCUGACGUGCUCCACAGCGCACGGGCUUACUCACAGUGUUUGGGGAUCACCCGGACCAAGCCCGGACUUCAGAACCGAACCCAGACGCCGGGGUCACACCCGCUCGCCGCAGGAGCUCGGCAGCCAAUCAAAUCAGGGGGCGUAGCCAACACCGCCCUCGGAUUAGCCAAUCCAAUCCGGACAUUGCGGGCGCGCGUCUGAUGACGUAAAGACAUACGCUCCGCAGGCCGGCCUUCUCUACACAAGUGUGUUUGCGUUCCUCACUGACGCUUCCGGUUCCCAGAUCCUGGAAGUUCUCCGUCUUUUCCGGUUGUUUGGGCGGAUUAAGUCAGAAGCGCGCCUUUUGAAUCCGUGAAGCAACUGUGAAGAGUCGAGGAAGCGAUAAAGCGGCUGACAGAUCCAGGGGAUAAUUUGAGCCUCACGCGUUUGUGACUAUGUAUCGUUGUGAUUAUACUGUUUAGAUGAAAAUGUCUGGUAAAGCACGUGCUUCUAGGAAAAAACCUCAACAGGUGAAAAGAAGUUUGAAACAAAGAGCCAAUAAGGAAGCGGAUUUGCCAGAGAAUGAGGUUGGAAACACAGCAAAAAGAAACAGAAGUCAUGCAAAGCAUCUGUCCUCUAAAGUAACAGGACAAGCAACGUAUGUUCAUCUAAAACGGGUAAAAAUAUCAUCCAGCAAGAGAACAACCUGGCAACCUCUUCCAAAGGAUACUGAAGAGUAUUUGCAAAGUAUGAUGGAGUCAGUCAUUCUUGGAAUUUUAUUCAACAUAAAAAGAAAAGAAGAAAUUCAGUGUCAUCUCAACCAGUUGAAGAAAAGACUACUACAACAAUGUGCAACACUGAAAGUCCCUCCAAGAAAGUUGAACUAUUUAAAGGAUGUGUCAAAAAUGCUGAAAAUGGAAAAGGCACAGGAAAGAGCAAAUGAAGAGAGCCUGGCUUCACUGCAGCCAUGGCCAAGGAAGGCAUACAUGCUAAAGGUUUAAUGGACAUCAACACUGUUCUACAAGAGCUGCUGAGGACUGCCCACACCCGUGAUGGCCAAGCACGUGGUAUAUGUGAAGCUGCCAAAGCACAAAAAUCAGUCUCUCUGCUUGCAUCCAGCUGUAGUGAGCCCAUGUAUGUCAAGCUGGUGGAGGCACUUUCUGCUGAGAACCAAAUCAACCGGGUUAAGGUUGAUGACAAGAAACUAGGGGAAUGGGGUAGGCCUCUGUCAAAUUGAUUGAGAUCAGAAGCCACAGGAACUGGUUGUUUGCAGUUGUGUAGUGGUUAAGGGCUAUGGCAAAGAAUCCUAAGCCAAGGAUGUCAUCGAGGAAUACUUAUAGUUUAGAGGGAUCAUAGCCAAGCCUUCAUUUUGUGCUUUUGCCCUUCAGGAUAAAUUAUUGCAUGUCAUUUUCUUUUAAUCUGUUAGGCUACCAAUAAUAAACUGGUAUGCAUGGUUGUGGAGAGCAGUGCCGCUAGCAAUCGCCAUUAUAAGAUGGCGCUGGCCUCCGCUGUGCCUAACUAGUAAACAAGCCUUGUACGCAGGUACGAGAGUGAACUCACACCUAGGCACUGCCCAUCUCGGGGUGUAGUAAUGGGGUGAUGGGCGAGCAACGAAUCAGGAGCUGACACGCCACAUCAGGUGCUGAAACACCAUGGCUGAGGGCUAUAUAAGCAACGCCAUUUUCCGGGGUCGGGGUCUUCCCUCCUGAAGAAGCAAUAAAGCUUUUUGCUGCAGAAGAACCGGUGGUUGAGUCUUUCUUGCCGGUCGAGUGGGACGCAACACAUGGUUUACUUUAUAAUUGUCUUAAUCUGUACUUUGUAAAUCCAACAGCCAGUUCAUAGCAGUGUGGUGCUAAGAAACAUGUUAACUUCACCAUAGAAUGUAGUUUACAGAAUUCAAGCUCUGGGACGUUCAUGAAAAACAGCCUACUUCCUUCUACCUAGCAAUUUCAGUGACAUAAAGAAUUGAACCAAAAGUAUUUAAAGGAAAAAUAAAUCAGUCAUAACCAACAUGGAGUCUGACUCAAAGAAUAAAGUGGUUCCUGUGUACAAGGAAGUCAAACAGUGGAAAUGGUCAAUAUUACAGACUUUACUAAGACUUUAACUAAUGUGUUAUACUGAUCUUACAUAUUUGUUAGGUCCUUUAGAGUUGUACAUUGAAAUAUUUACAAGUGCAAUGUUAUGAUGUCUAGGAUAUACUUUAAAAUAGUGCAUCUUUAAUGACCCAGAAGCUGAUUUAUACUGUACUUGGCCUGCAAUCAGCAUAUUCCUGUUACUGUGAUAUUUGACUCAUUAAUUUUCCGUAUUGUCUUUUUUAUAAAUUAAUAUAUUUCUUUAAAUUAGAAAAAUAGUUUACAGUGUUUUAAUAAUUAAUUUUAAUAAUAUUAAUUCCAGUGCCUAGCAUUCCAUUCUUUUGGCAUAUUAAAAGAGCAGGCAUUCAAAUGUUCCUAACUAAAAUUAAAAAUAUUUUCAUUUGUUUCUUGCACUUGAAAGCACCUGUUACUUAACAGAUGCUGUUGCCUGGAGUCCUUGGGCUGUGCAGCUCAUACAAAGGGUUCUGCAGAGCCUCCAUUGCUUGUUAGCUUCUGUGUUAGGGUUUUGAUGGGCAGAGUUAGCUCCUUAAUCCUUCCUAAUAACUCAGGGUUAUAUUGGCCAAGCAGCUUUCUUGAGGGUCUCUUUUUGAAAGAUGAGCAAAAAUAAAGUUAACAAUUUCUUGCAGAGUGUUUUAAAAUAAGAAGUAUCAUAUGUAUAAUCUCCUAGGGUUUCAUUUAUCAUACAUUUACUUUAAAAUAUUAACUUUUCUUUUUG